UCUUCCUGCAUCCAUCCCCAUUCUCUUCGUCCCCGCCGGCGGCAACCCAAGCUACCAACCCUAAUCUGCACGGCGACCGACCACGCCGCAUCCUCCUGUUCCCGUUCCUCGAGGCCCCACGAAACUCUACCCCCUCUUCAGUUCAGCCAUGGAGUUGGAGGACGAAGCGAACGCCGCGGCGGUGGCGGCGGAGGAGGGCGCGGAGGCGCCGGAGGGGAAGACCUGGCGGCGGAAGGGGAAGCACGACAAGCCCAAGCCGUGGGACGAGGACCCCAGCAUCGACCACUGGAAGAUCGAGAAGUUCGACCCAUCCUGGAACGAGAGCGGCAUGCUCGAAGUCAGCUCCUUCUCCACCCUCUUCCCCCAGUACCGAGAGAAGUACCUGCAGGAGUCGUGGCCGAUCGUGAAGGGCGCAUUGAAGGAGCACGGGAUCUCGUGCGAGCUUAAUUUGGUGGAGGGAUCCAUGACUGUUUCGACCACCAGGAAGACCAGGGACCCCUACAUUAUUGUCAAGGCCAGAGAACUGAUAAAACUAUUGUCCAGGAGCGUCCCUGCUCCUCAGGCAAUCAAAAUUCUCGAUGAUGAGAUGAACUGUGACAUUAUAAAGAUUGGUGGCCUUGUAAGAAAUAAGGAACGAUUUGUUAAAAGGAGAGAACGCCUUUUAGGCCCUAAUUUAUCUACGCUUAAGGCCAUUGAGAUUUUGACUGGCUGCUACAUCUUAGUGCAGGGAAACACGGUUGCAGCCAUGGGUUCCUAUACAGGAAGGGGACUGAAACAAGUUAGAAGGAUUGUAGAGGAUUGCAUGAAGAAUGUAAAGCAUCCAGUGUACCACAUCAAGGAACUCCUAAUCAAACGCGAACUAGCCAAAAAUCCUGCUCUAGCCACUGAAAACUGGGAUAGGUUUCUCCCGAAGUUCAAGAAGAAGAAUGUCAAGCAGAAGAAGCCUCAAACUAAGGAGAAGAAACCAUACACACCCUUUCCACCACCUCAACAGCCUAGCAAGAUCGAUGCUCAACUUGAAACUGGUGAGUAUUUCAUGAGUGAGAAAAAGAAAUCAGCAAAGAAAUGGCAAGAGAAGCUGGAGAAGCAAUCAGGGAAAGCUGAAGAAAACAAAAGAAAGAGAGAGGCUGCAUUUGUUCCUCCAAAGGAGAAAACUGCAGGUCCAUCUGAAUCUGUCAAGACUGCCAAUGACAAUAGUGAGAUAGCUGAUAUAGCCAAGUCAUUAAAGGAAAAGGCAAAGGAAUUCAGAAAGAACAAGGCCCAAGAGAAUGUCAGAGCUGAAUCGUAUCUUGCAAGUAAUGAAGAACCACAUCCGAAAAAGAAGAAAUCAACCAAGUCCAAGUAACCAUAAUCUGUAUGCAUCAGACAGUGACAAGUGAGAAUGAUUACACGAGCCAUCCCUAUAAUUAGUUCAUUCAUGCCCGCAUCACUUUAGAGUGCAAGAGUUGCAAUUGAAGAUGAUGGAACAAAAAUUAAAACCUUCUGAAGGUCAGUUCUUGAUGCAAUAGUUGCUCUGCAUGGUUUGGUCUGUUCAUGGGUAUCUGUCAUCGGACCAAGGAACACAACAGAUUCGAGUGGUUCUGGCUCAUCACAAAAGUGAUCAUUUCGUCCCAUAUA
Messenger RNA from Panicum hallii, 1617 nucleotides. Its product is annotated as KRR1 small subunit processome component. Gene Ontology annotation, molecular function: RNA binding. The transcript has 12 exons. The record is from RefSeq and is a predicted model, not a curated record. The coding region runs from base 149 to 1345 and encodes 398 amino acids. NCBI's taxonomy places the organism in Eukaryota, Viridiplantae, Streptophyta, Magnoliopsida, Poales, Poaceae. Gene Ontology annotation, cellular component: nucleolus; small-subunit processome.